AGCUGCAUAAAAAGUGUUAAUCGCGGCCAUUUUAAAGUUGAUCUGUACUGUAUCAGGGGAUCUUGAUGACUGGAGCUAGCUGCUUUUAAAGUUAGGCGAACUCCGCAAACUAGAAUGCUUUUGGUAAUUUCAGAUCCUUGAGAAGUUAAGAUGGAUGGUGAAAGGUUGCUUAAAUCCUUGAGAGAUGGAUCCCCCAUGGACACUCUUGUAUCGGAUGUCAAGAUCUAUCUGGCUCCCCUACACAAGCACAAGUCUAAGUCCAGUAACGACUUGAUAAAGAAAUGUGGAGUGACUGCUCUGAAGAUGCUUCGAGGGUGCGUCCAGUCCAUUACAUCCCUGUCACUUGGCUCCCAACACCUGGCCUCUGUCAUGGAUGUGGCACGUACCUGCUAUGAGGGUAUCUGUGCUGCCAGAUCACACAUGGAGAUCAUUCCACUUUCCCUGGAGAAAGUCCUGUUCCACAUUGUGCUUCAGCUGGUCAACAAGACGAUGCUAAUGGAUGCUCUGUCCUUUGCAGACUUUCUAUACGCAGAGCUCAUCGCCUCUCAGCCACAGUUUGAGAAAGCCGAUGGCAUGGAUAAUGAGUUUGACACCAUUGCCAAACAAGCUUUCAACCAGCUCUGGAAGGCAUGUGCCCAGAUUGAAAAGUCCACAAAGACCGGGACCAGGCACAUCUUGGUGUUGAGUGCACGGCGUAAGUCACUUGCCUUUGUGAUGCUGACAAACCAAGACACUGCCUGGAUUGCAAAUGCUGCAUUGAGAGCAGGUGUGGAGAUGGAGCGAUAUUCCGGCAAAGACAAUUCUAACUCAGAACAUCUUUGUCAGUUUUUUGCUGAAACUGCAAAUGGACUCCUGUCAACGUUGGAAAGAAAAUUGAAGAAGAUACAAUCAGUAACAGAUAUGGCAAAGACUCUUGGUCCUGUGCUUGAAGUGUGCUUGCAGCAUUCAAAGUACUGUCUCCUCUCGGAAAGAACUGAAGCUGCUACUGAAGUUCUAACAAGAAUUCAAGCUGGUGCAGGAUAUACCAAGAUGCAGUCACUUACAACAGCUUCCUCUAAAUUGGUUUGUGCAAUCUGUGAUGUGAUAAGAAUUUCCCUUUCCCUCUCAAAACUGAAUCCAGGAAGUAAAGGCAAGUCAAAAUGUACUAAAUCAAAGCAAGCUGAAAAUGAAAGUGGAGAUAUGUGGCAUGAGUUGCAGCAUUCCUGCGAUGUCAUUGCCAAGAGUGUUGAAAUUGGAGAUUUGGAAUCACCACUCUACCAACCAAUUGUGGAUGCAUUUGCUUUCCUGAGGAAACAGAUGGAGGGUCUCAUCAACAAAGGUCAGCAUCAUCCUUCAUCUGACAUGCAUUGCACUGUUUACCAGGCACUUGCAGUCAAUCUAGACAUCUUGGAGACCUACAAGGAGCAUGUCUUGUCUUCCUUUCAAAGCCCUACUGAUGUUUACAGGGGGUUGUCUGUAACAGCUUUCACCACCAGGUUGGUCAACAAGCAGCUAACCACCCUGAACUUCAUGGCUACGCUCACCAUGCAAGAACUCAAUGCCCUCAAACCAGGUCUUCAAUCAGAGAAUGUCAAGCAACAGUUUGGAAGCAGGGCAGUCACUAUAUGCAAGAGAACCAAAACAGUAAUGGAGGAUGUUUCUAAAGGAGGAGGUGGAGUCAUCUCUGUUAAUGAACACCGUUGCUUAGGAAGCAAUGCAUACAAUUUGGGACUGAUCUGCUACAAGCAAGCGUGGUAUGACUUUGCAAGUAGCCUUGUCAGACUGGCCUGUGAGCAGCUUCAGUGCUGGUGCAGUACUGAACAAGGACCUGAUGAACAGAAAGUUCAGGAGAUCCAACUAGCUAGAAAGUAUGAGCUGCUGGUAGACUGUCAACGGAGAGCCAAGCUUCACCAUGAUGCCAUGACUACUGUUGCUCUCAGCUUAUUGGUCAUUCCAGGUCUUGUGUUUGAUGACAUCAGCAGCAGGGCAGAGCAAUGGGUCAAGGCAAAGAGGGAUGCACUGAAGAUUAAUGAUGAUCCAGAUCUGAGAAACAGAACACUUCUUGAUGCUUGUGAAGGAAUGGAGGAGGAACUUGCUUCAGAACAAUUGUCUAUUGUUGCUAUGGCUCUUGAAGAAGAGCUAAAAGUCUACAGAGCUCAGAGGCAUGAUACAUCUGUUGAGCAGUAUGCAGCCAUCCAGGAUCUCAUCAGGAUGUAUUCCAAUGAAGGUUAUGAGAUGGAGAGAGCGUCUGUACUCAUCCAGCUAACACAACUUCUCCAUUCUUCUGGUCUGGAGAGUGAAAGUUCCCCAGCAGAGGUCUGUAUCCAGGCUGUGGAGCUGCUAGAGGGUCUUACCCAGGAGAACCUUGGUGUACACUCAGACCUCUUGGCUCGAGCUAAAUUCUGGCUUUACCUCUGCCAACUGGAGACUGCAAUACAGAAUUCCAAUACCAGCUGCUCAUCACCCACUGACCUUAACAUGGACUCCAGCCAGGAAUCCUCCGUGAACACAUCCCAAGACGAAGAGACACCACCACCCUGUACCCUGACCCAGGAGUCAACCCAGAUGGCUCCCUUGGUCAGCUCCCUGGAUAUCUGGGACAGUCUGCUCCAGGUGGAGCCAUUCGAUCCAAGCUGCUUCCGGGAUCCAGCAUCCACCAUACGAUGUCUACAGCUGGCUGCAGACAUCAUGGCAGCUUCUGGCAAAGCUGUUGAAGAAAUCUGGGUCCUUAGCAUGCUGAGUAAGCUAUCCCACUCUACCUCCUCAUCACUCCAAGCCUUAGAGGCUGACCUACACCUCUCCAGACUUCUAGCUCACGUUGGUCUGCACAAGCAAGCUGCAGUCAUCAUUGAUAGGGCAGAGAAGGGUCUGAAUGAUGUCUCUGAGGCCAAGAGAUCUGCACUGGUUUCUGAAGUCCUUCUAGGGAAGUGCUGUGUUCUCCUGUAUUCCGGUCAGGUGGAACAGUUUGAAGAGAGCUUCUCUAAAUAUCUUGCUGAUUCGUCUCAGGCGUCUGGACACCGUAACUGUCACACCUACCUCACCUCGGCUCUGGCCAAGGAACUCCAUUCCUCUUACCUCUCUCUGCCCACAUCUCAAAGAAACCCCAAACUCAAACACCUCUCCGAGGACGACAAUGGAGAUGUGAUCAUACCCAUUGAUCUUCAUGUUGAGGCCAUGAGGAUUAGGAUGGGUGUGGCCAAAAUCGUCUUGGGAACUGGGAUGAGUGACAGCACAGACCAGUCCGACAAUGAUAAGUCUGCUACAUCUUCAUCCUCUGCAGAUGGAGGUCAACAGCCGCUGAGAUGGCGUGUGCUGGCUUCAGUGCUUGGUUCCCUUUCUGAAGUUGCUCAUGGCUUCCUUUUGCAAGGGUGUGUCAGAGAGGCUCAAUGUUACAUCACAGAGGGGAUGUCCCUUGCUCAAAAAUUCCAGCUACCUAGGAGGUAUGGCAAAUUGUUGCAGCAGCUGAUAGAAGUCCAGAUCAAAUGGGGCCAGGAAGAUGAAUGCAAAGCCAACCUGACUAAACUAAAAACAAUUGUUUCUAUGGAUAGUCAACCCUCACAGCCCAAGCUAGCUGAUGCAAGGACAAAGAAAAGUACAAAGGGAGGAAGACAGAAGAGGAAAACAACCAAACAACAAAAAGCUGUGACAAACACAGAAGAGAGUGAUGAAGAAGACUUCAUCAAGAGUCGUCCGUUAUCAUUCUCUAGAACCCUUGCUGGUGGUAUCAGUGUGGACAUGAGCAGUUCACCAAGCUUGAGACCUGCUCCAGUUUGCUCUUCCAAGCUACCAGGCUAUGUUGAUCAUCAAAAUCGGUGCAACUGUAAUCAAUGCACUGACCAUUCACUGCAUGACCUUGAAACUGGUUACUAUUUGGGUCUCGCUAGCUACCAUGUCCUUCUUUGCGAUAACGAAGCAGCAAAAGCCACUCUAGUAAUGGCUAAAGAAUUGCUGGAAUGGUCAAAAGAGUGUCUGCAUCAAGUCUUCAAACUAAAAUUGUCUAUGCUUGACAUACCAUCUUCCCUCCGAUGGACGUGUCAUCAUAGAGCCCUGUGCAGAGUAGUGUCAACACAGGCCCUUGUAGAAUUGGAAAUGGGUUGUUUUGACAAAGCACUGUCUUCUGCUCAAGAAGGACUAGCGCUGUGUGAGUCUAACAGUAUAUCCAUAGCUGUUGAUCUAGUUGUUCAAGCAUCAUUUCACUACUAUGUUGCCCUUGCUGGAAUCCACAUGAAAGCAAUGAACAGUGGAAACAGUGUAUUUGAUUCUUCAUGGACAUUGGUCAGAGGGAAGAACAUGGACUCUGCAAGUGAUGAAGUCAAUGAUGUAGCCCAUCAAUUUAGUCAACUCAACAUGUCUGUCACUGCAAAACAAAGGUCCUCAGUGAAGGAUACUAAUCUGUCUUGUCGAUUGUUCCAGAAUAUGCUAGACACAUCCACUUCCAGGCCAGAGAUGACACGCAAGAGAGAUUCCAGGGGUUCAGAGCAAGAUGCAGUACUUCCGGAAGAGCUGGGACUCUUUGGCGAUGUGACCUUUGAUGAAACUGACAAAAUAGUAGCCCCGGCUAAAGGGAAACCGAAAUCCAGUGAAAGUAGGGCUAAGAGUGCAGUGCAAGUCACAACGAAGAAGGGUGCUGUGAAAUUCAAGAUAGCCAAAAAGCCAAGUAGAUUCUCAAAGACUCUUGAAGUUGUUGAUCUUACUACUCCAUCAGAUGACGCAGAUGGCGUGUUCAGCUUUGAGGAAGAAACGGUGUGUAAUCCAAAGAAGCCUGCAAAGGGUAGAGGUAGGAAGGGUUGUUCUAAGCAGGCAGCAUUGAAGCCAAGAGAAACAGGGGAAGUUUUUGAUCUCACAACUCCUGAAGAUUCUGUGAGUUCAUUGACAACAACAAAGAAGUCAAGAGGAAAGGGACGUGGAGCAAGCAAAAAGGACAUCUGUGUAGAUGAGGCCUCUGUUGUGGAUGACAACUCUGAAAUCCUGAAGAUGGUAGAUGAAGUAAUUGGAGAGUUCUCAGAUACAAAGUCUGUGAAGAAAGAUGAAGCAGUGGAUGCUAAACCAAAGAGGGGACGAGGGAGAAAAGCCAAAGACACAAGCAAUGAUACAGGUCUCAAGGAAACUAAACCAAGGACAAGAAGAGGAAGAGCUAAGAAGGGAGAUUCUGGUGACAUUGAGAACACAAGGGGAGACCCAGAUCCUGGAUAUCCAGAACCUGGACCCCCAGAGCUUCUUAAAAUAUUGCAUGAUGACAGUAUGAAUGAGAACAUUACAAUAGAUGCCCUUCCACAUUCUCCUUCCUCAUCAGAUGUGGAAUCUCCAUCAAGAUUAGAGUUAUCAUUUGAAAAUAUCAGUCCUAGCAAACACCAGCCGGAGAUAUCUAUUUCAGAUGCAGCAAUGCAGAAAAAGCUGAAAGCUGCCAAAAAAGUUAACCCUCGGUCUUCAUCAAAGGGAUCAGAAUCGAGUGUAGAAUGUACCAUCCCUCUGGUUGAUAUGAACACAUCUUCAAGUAGCUUUCUGGAGACUCCAGCAGAACUUGACCUCAGCAUUGGAAAGGUCUUUGUUGACUCUCAAGACGACCUGGAUGACAUUGAGAUACCCAGGGCUGGCUCAGAUUCCGAGGAUACAGGAAAGAAGGGAAAGCGAAGAGGGAGAGGCACAAAGAAAACUUCAGUUUGGGAAGAUGUUGAGGCUCCCAGGGGAUGUGGCAAACAUUUGGAAGAGAAGAAGUCUAGAGCUGGUUCAAAGAAAUCAUCUAAGACUGGUGCUGAAGUGGCAGAUUCUGAAAAUGCAUGUAGUACAGAUCUGAAGUCAAUUCAAGAGCAGCUUGAGCAAGCCUACAACAUGAUCAAACAUCUGGCACCAUGCCCACUCUAUCGACACAUCUGCCAGCUCCUGGCUUUAUGCCAUGGGGAUAGGAACCCAGAAGAGUGCAGCCGUUACCUGGCUCAAGCUUCGUCAGUGACACUCAGGCAUCAGAAACUGUCCAGUCUUAACAAGAAAAUACGGAAAUUGAGGAAGGCAAGUGAUAAAGACGACGUCAGCCUCGUUUCAUCCAUGGGCUCUCUCUCGCUUCAGUCCAUCAGAGAGGAAAAGGAGAGACUCCGCAGUGUCAAGAAACACUUCUUGCCUUCUGACGGAGAAGACACCAUCAUCAAGGAUGUUGAAAAUGCUCUUCCUGCAGGCUAUACAGUAUGUCAGCUGUCUGUGGUAUCUAGCAAGCCAUCACAGAUCAACUCCUUGACAGCAUCUAGCCAGCUAGUCAUUACUAGGAUACAGAAAGGAGAGCAACCCAUCGUGGUCAGAUUACCAAUGAAUGGUGGUGAUGGGAUGGUAAAUACCUUGGAGAGGAUCUUGGCUGAGAGCAAGGAAACUGUAAAGGAGACGGACAAGAGGGUCUGGUGGACUACCAGACAAAGACUAGAUGAGGAGAUGCAGGGUCUGACUAAAGACAUGGAAAACAAUCUACUGUCCUACUGGAAGGGACUGCUCCAAGGAAGCUAUACUGAUCAAAAAGCUGAGAAGAAGCUGAAAAUACUUGGACAAAGACUCUGUGACUCACUCCAAGAGGCUGGACAGAGGGAUGUGAACCCUGUUCUUUGUGAGUGUCUUGUGGAUUCCUUCCAUCACCUGACUCACAUCCAGACCAACCAGGCUAUGUCCAGUCUAACAGGCCUUCAGUCAGGCAGUGAGGGUCUGACACAGCUUGCCAUUCUGCUCAAGGACUUGGCCAAGGAAUGGGAGAAGAUAAGGCCCAUGCAGAGGAAUUUGGUCAUUCUAGUUCUUGAUACAGCCAUCCAACAGCUGCCAUGGGAGAGCAUCCCUGUCCUGCAGGAGUGGCCUGUAUGUCGCCUUCCAAACCUCCACUUCUUGAUGUCCCACCUCAGGGCUAGAGAGUCUGGGGCAAGCGUCCUAGCCAAGGGGGUGAACCCAGACAAGGCAUACUUUGUCCUCAAUCCAACAGGGGACUUGGACAACACUCAGAAGACCUUCCAAGACUGGUUUCAAAAGGAAAACAAAUGGGCUGGAGUAGUAGGCAGAGCUCCAUCCAAGCCUGAGUAUGCUUCAGCUCUGACCGAUCAUGACCUCUUUGUGUUCUGUGGCCACGGCACCGGUAGGGAGUUCCUGACUGGAGAUGACAUUCAGAGACUCACAUGUAAGGCAGCUACUCUCCUCAUAGGCUGUAGCAGUGGCAAACUGCAGGUCAAGGGCUGCCUGGAUGCCAGCGGGAUGGCUCUCAACUAUCUCUUAGCUGAAUGCCCCUGUGUUGUUGCCAAUCUAUGGGACGUUACUGAUCGAGACAUUGACCGUUUCCUGGAGUACCUGCUGAAGGCGUGGCUUGCCACGUCAACCAAGUCCCCACCUACCAGUGACAACCAAUCACUAGCUGGCUUGCUGAACGAUGCCCGCAAGACAUGCAAGCUGAAGCAUUUAAUUGGUUUUGCACCUGUUCUAUACGGCCUACCAGCAAUCAUGCUGGAAGGCUGAAGUUCUGACAAGUUAAAUAGGUUGCAAUCAGCCAAACAAAACUCCUUCCAGAUGAAGAUUAUUUGAGGCUAUUACAUUUUAUGUGUACUUACCAUGAGGACGUCAUCUGUGUCAUCUUCAGAGCAGCCAGUCAGAGGAUAUGAAUCAAAGUAUCCUUUUUCAAAUUUUAUUAAUUUGUAGUUGGCUUCUAUUAUUUCAUAUUUUAUAUUCGCACUUUCACUUGAUAUGGUAGUCUUAUGCAUAAGCUGUAUCAAACUCAUUUACUAACUUUCCCCUGUUUCUUGACUAUUGGGUUAUUUGUGUAGUUGGUAUUUCUCAAUAUGUAUCCCUUUUUAUGCAAGUUUCCUCUUUGGAUGUUAACCGAUCAAAAAGCAAACAGAAAGAUCGUUAAGAUUCAUCAACAAUUUUAUGAUGUAAGCUAGUUCUUAUUUUUGGAUAGGAAAGUUAUGAAAGAGAGCCCUUAAAACCCUUUUUAUAAGGGUAUUAUUGUAUGUUAUUGUGAGUGAAGCAAAGUAGCAACAUAGCAUUAUGUAAUUUCAGGAUGCAUGGUAAUCUGUGCAUGAUACAGUAUUUUGCACCAUUUUCACUGUUUAUGUAAUGUUGCAUCACACCAAUCUUUGCUCUCCGAGUGGUGAGAUGUUGAUAAGAAGGGGCUGCCUACCGCCUUUAAACACACCCCCAAUGGACCCUCCUGCUCACCCUCUUACAAAAGCAAACAUUGCAUAACAUAUUGGACUGGCCUGGAUUACUCAGGGAGUCACCAUUUGAUGCUUUGAUGCUAUGUGGUACACCCUGCACCAUUUAGGGACUGUAAUAAUAAUGACCCCUAUUAAAUACGGUGGCAUUAACGAGCCAUUGUUGAGAGAGAAAAGUAGAAUGGCAACAUUGGCCUCUUAGCUCUAGAAAUCCAGUAUUUGGACUGCUCUUAUUUCUCUCCUCAUUAAACAUAGCAAAAAAGUGUGUGUGUAAAUUGGUGAAUUCAUUUCUAUUUUGUGAAGAUUAAAACUUUUUGUAAAUCAUCUGUUGAGAGCCAGAAGGGCGUUUGAAAUUAUUGAAUGUAACAUUCUCCUCUCUGUCAGAUGAAAUUCAAAAUCAGAGAUUUUAAGUACUCUCUCAUAUGAUAUAAGUGAAAUUUCAAGGUUUGCACAAAAAACUUGUACAUAUCAGAUCCAACACUUUUAUUUUGAAUAAACAGGUAUUUAUUUGAUAGAAAAUUCAAAUACCUUCUAUGCAUUAUCAUUUGAAACAUAUCACACGAUUCUGCUAAGUGAAAUGAGCAUACUCAAAAUUAUAUUGGUUUGAGAAUGAGUAUUUACAACUUUGUUCUACUUGAUUAUUCAUCACUGCAUUUAUGUGUCAUAAUGUUUGUAAGCUCUAGCACAAAUAUGUUUGUUUGAUUUUUUGUUUGUUACGCUGCACCUGUUGAUAUGUCCAUGAAAAGAUAUGUUUUCCAUAUUUAGUGCUCAAUAUAUUGGAUGCACAUGUAUGUGAAGUAAUGUAAGGAAAAAAAUGAAAAAAACCCUCAGUAUUCUGUUAAUAUUUUCAUCUCUGAUUUGGCAUUGUAUUGUAAUAUUGAAUCUGCUUUCACACAACACGAUGGUUAGGUUUACAGUCAAAUGCAGCGCAAAUUGUAGUUUUCAUCAAUGAGCCUGUCCUUUUUAACAGGUUUUACAAAUAUUGACAUAAUUUCCAUAUUUCAGCAGAUCAAGAUCAGUAUAUCAUUUAAUUGAUUUCAUUCAAAGUUUAUUGUGUUUCAUAAAAACAUAUUUCGUACAGUGUAUCAGAGUGUAUGGUAAACAUAAAUUUCAUUAUUGAUAAAAAUGAUAAAUGAUAAGCACUGCCGGUCCAUUUCGUGCUUUUACUUGUACGGGGUAUUUAUAGAAUUGUACAUGAAAGGGAAUAAAAGUAUGAUAGAGUUAUAUGUAUGCUUGCCAUUGUUAGUGUCAAGAAAAGUUAACAUUUUGGCGAGUUGUAAAGAACUAAAGAUUAUUUGAUUGUAAAGUUAUGGUUGUAAAUUAAGAUGUAUAAAUGCAGAUCCAAAUCAGGGAUGUUUUAUAAAAUAUUAGUGCACAUACAAUGAAAUGAUCUUUAUUAGGAAGAUCAUUACAUACUUCUGCCAAAUAUUUGGAAUAAAUUGUUGAAUAAAAGUGAUUGAAUGAUA
Strongylocentrotus purpuratus (purple sea urchin) is the source of this 9613-nucleotide messenger RNA. RefSeq names its product separin (gene espl1). Gene Ontology annotation, biological process: meiotic chromosome separation; proteolysis. The record is from RefSeq and is a predicted model, not a curated record. The transcript has 22 exons. NCBI's taxonomy places the organism in Eukaryota, Metazoa, Echinodermata, Echinoidea, Camarodonta, Strongylocentrotidae. Bases 151 to 7452 code for a protein of 2433 amino acids. Gene Ontology annotation, cellular component: cytoplasm; mitotic spindle; centrosome. Gene Ontology annotation, molecular function: cysteine-type endopeptidase activity.